CUCUUGUGUUGCUGGCUCUGCAGUUUUUUCAGAAAAUGGCGUUACGAAGUUGUUUGUCUCUUUUCGACUUUUAGGGAUUUAAGUCGAUCGACUGUUUGUAAAUUAAGGAAAGGAAUAAACAUCUUCGUUUCUACUGGAGAAAAAUAUCUGAACCAAGAUGCCAUUAUUUGGAAAUAAAUUUUCUCCCAAGAAGAUUCCCAAUCGAAGAAGCCAGUCUUUAAGCAAUCUAAGUUUGGAUUCAUCUCAAGCAAAAGAGGAAUUUGGCAUUGAAUGUGGACCAGCCAGAAUAAACUUGGGGGGAAGCGAAAUGACUUUUGAAGAUGGUCAUUGGAUUCCUGCCAGUGGCUUCGGUGCUGCCAGUCAUCAAGAACUGAUGAUUCUACGUAAGAAAAAUGAGCAACUACUCAAUGAAAACAACUUUUUGAAGAUAAAAUGUGAAACUUUGUUAGACAUGCUGACUGAAACCACUGUGAACUCUCACCUUCAAAUUCAAGAAAUUACCCAACUAAAGAACAUGGUGCGAAGUAAAAACAGAUGACGUGGCUGGACCACAAUGUUGUGUGUGUGUCUGUCCUCACUCGCUGAAUUUCCUAUUUCUAAAUCAGGUGUGUUUGUGUGUGUGUGUAAUUGGUUUCAAAUUUUGGCAAAAGGCCAGUAAUUCUGGGAUUUCAUCGACCCCUGUGCUCAGUUGGUACUUUAUUUUACCAACCCCAAAGGAAUGAAAGACAAAGUUUUUUUUGGGGGGGGGGGGUAAAUCAAUUUCAUCAGCCCCAAUACACAGCUGGUACUUUUAUCAACCCCCAAAAAAUGAAAGACAAAGUUUAUUUGGGUGGGGGUGGUAAGUCAAUUUCAU
Octopus sinensis (East Asian common octopus) is the source of this 853-nucleotide messenger RNA. Its product is annotated as protein chibby homolog 1-like. The record is from RefSeq and is a predicted model, not a curated record. The transcript is spliced from 4 exons. The coding region runs from base 158 to 538 and encodes 126 amino acids. NCBI's taxonomy places the organism in Eukaryota, Metazoa, Mollusca, Cephalopoda, Octopoda, Octopodidae.